This is a messenger RNA of Topomyia yanbarensis, 1407 nucleotides long. RefSeq lists its product as uncharacterized. NCBI's taxonomy places the organism in Eukaryota, Metazoa, Arthropoda, Insecta, Diptera, Culicidae. The record is from RefSeq and is a predicted model, not a curated record. The transcript has a single exon. Gene Ontology annotation, molecular function: nucleic acid binding. The coding region runs from base 1 to 1407 and encodes 468 amino acids. Gene Ontology annotation, biological process: DNA integration.
AUGCUAUCCCGUGCGGCAACGAACGAAAAUGACGACACAUGUCGGGAGAUUUAUGACAUUUACUUCACCGAGACGGAACAGCUUUGUGUUUUAGAUUACCUCCCUAUUUCGGACACUCUUAUCGAUAACAUCAGGGUGGAAUCACAAGCAGAUCCUGAAACCCAAUUAAUCAUACGCUAUAUCAUCGAUGGGUGGCCGGAGAAAUAUGAUGAUGUCCCUGCAUCCAUCCAGAUCUAUUGGAAAUAUAAACACGAAUUAAGCACUCACAACGGAAUGGUGCUGCGGAAUGAUCGUAUCCUUAUCCCACGCAGUCUUCGAAUGCGAACUUUGGAGAAGCUCCACCAAUGUCACUCUGGAGUUGAAGCAACAACUGAACUAGCUCGAGAUACUGUUUUUUGGCCUGGAAUUACUGACCAGAUCCGGCAGCGUAUCCAACAUUGCGACGUUUGCACUAAGUUCUCAGCAAACCAGCAAAACCAACCAAUGCAAACUCACCAAAUUCCUCUGUACCCGUAUCAAAAGGUUUCCAUGGACAUCUUCGAAUGCGAACUGAAUGGUCACAAGUCAGUGUAUCUGAUCACCGUCGACCAUUAUUCCGAUUAUUUCGAAAUUGACGAGUUACAGACUCAAACCGCAGCUGCAGUCAUCAAAAUAUGCAAACGAAACUUUGCCAGGAAUGGCAAGCCACAAGAAAUCAGUACGGAUGGAGGUCCGCAGUUCAUGAGCGAGGAAUUCUUCAUUUUCGCCAAAGAUUGGGGUUUCAAACACAGCGUUUCUGCGCCAUACCACCAACAAGCCAAUGGGAAGGCAGAGUCGGCGGUGAAAAUCGCUAAAAUGUUACUGAAAAAAGCUAACGAGUCCAAACAAGAUUUUUGGGAGCUGCUUUUACAGUGGCGCAACAUACCGAACAAGAUGGGUAGUUCACCAGUCCAGCGUCUGUUUAACCGGCGAACGCGUUGUGGAAUACCGAUGACUGAAAGAAAAUAUAUGCCGAAAAUAGAGGAGAACGUUUCUGAGAAAAUUUACCGAAAUCGUCAGCAUACUAAAUUCUACUACGAUCGAACGGCACGAACUCUUCCAGAGCUUGAAGCUGGGCAACCCGUUUUUGUGAAACUUAAGCCGGGAAACAAAGAAUGGAUUCGAGGAACAGUGAUCAAUCCUGUUACAGAUCGUUCAACAGUCGUAGCCGUAGGCGUUCAAGAAUAUCGUCGAGAUAAUACCAUGAUCAGACCAGCGAAUACAGCAGUAAAUAUCUCACCGAAGAAAAUCAAAGAAGAACACACAUCAGCAGUACCGGAUGGCCAACAAUGGACACCAACGGUCAGCGAUCCGAUUACUUCGGUAUCUACUCGUCCAAGUCGUGUUAUCCAGAUUCCCACCAGAUAUCAAGAUUAUGAAAUGUAUUAA